AUCAGAAAGGUGGUUAGUCUGUCGGUGCAUGUGGAAAUAAAAGGACAAAAACCAAGAAGCAAACAAAUUUCACUCUUCCGUAACUUCCUAAAAUCCACUCGCCUACAUAUUUCAACUUCUGGGUUCGUCUUCUGCUUUCAUUUCCAAUCAAUAAACCAUGCCAGGAUGGAGGAAAGCAGAUAACUUCCUGCUUUUUGCUUGAGUUUAUGGCUGAAUCUUGGGGUUUAUUGAAAAAGGCUUGGUUCUUUGGAUCUAAGUUUGGGUCUUUUGACUCAGUUGACUCGAGAUUUGAGAUGGGUAUUGAUCGAAUAUAAUUGGGUCAAUACUGGUUUUGCGAGUUGAAUAGAGCAAAAUGAGUUGGAAGAGUCGAGGAUCGGACUCAGGUUCGAAGACUGCGGUGUCCAAGAAAUGGACUUUUCUUCUUUGUAUUGGCUGCUUUUGUGCUGGGAUCCUUUUCUCCGAUAGAAUGUGGCCGGUUCCCGAAGUCAAGAGUAUAUCCCGGAGAGCAGGGGUUGAAGAUGAAAAGCUGAUGUUGGUAUCGGAAGGAUGUGAGCCAGAUGUCAAGCAUGAAUCGAAGGACAUUCUAGGGGAGGUUUCGAAGACCCAUCUUGCUAUACACACGCUGGAUAAAACAAUUUCAAAUUUGGAAAUGGAAUUGGCUGCUGCAAGGGCUGCUCAGGAAUCGAUAAUGAACGGUUCUCCUGUGUCCGAUGAAUUAAAAAUCAGCGAAUCGGGCACCAAAAGGAAAUAUUUGAUGGUCAUAGGCGUCAAUACUGCUUUUAGCAGUCGUAAGCGAAGAGAUUCAGUUCGUUCUACUUGGAUGCCUCAAGGUGAAAAGAGAAAGAAGCUUGAGGAAGAGAAGGGCAUUGUGAUUCGCUUUGUAAUAGGUCACAGUGCUACGUCAGGGGGUAUCCUUGAUAGAGCAAUUGAUGCAGAAGACAAAAGGCAUGGUGACUUUUUGAGGCUGGAGCAUGUUGAGGGUUACCUUGAAUUGUCAGCAAAGACAAAGGUUUACUUUGCCACUGCUGUUGCUCUGUGGGAUGCUGAUUUUUACGUUAAAGUUGAUGAUGAUGUACACGUAAAUAUAGGAACACUUGGUGCAACUUUGGUUAGGCAUCGCUCAAAGCCUAGGGUUUAUAUUGGUUGCAUGAAAUCUGGUCCGGUCCUAGCUCAGAAAGGAGUGAGAUACCAUGAACCCGAGUAUUGGAAAUUCGGUGAGGAAGGAAACAAAUACUUCCGACAUGCUACAGGGCAGCUAUAUGCUAUUUCUAAGGACCUAGCUUCGUAUAUAUCAUUUAACCAGUAA
Carica papaya (papaya) is the source of this 1306-nucleotide messenger RNA. NCBI's taxonomy places the organism in Eukaryota, Viridiplantae, Streptophyta, Magnoliopsida, Brassicales, Caricaceae. The record is from RefSeq and is a predicted model, not a curated record.